Messenger RNA from Eimeria acervulina, 387 nucleotides. RefSeq lists its product as hypothetical. The record is from RefSeq and is a predicted model, not a curated record. The transcript has 4 exons. Bases 1 to 387 code for a protein of 128 amino acids. Lineage: Eukaryota; Apicomplexa; Conoidasida; Eucoccidiorida; Eimeriidae.
AUGCGUGUAUCGGACAAAACGCAGCAGGUCGAAAGUAGGAGGGAGCUGAGAGCAGCAACACCAGCACAAGAAUAUGAAGGAACAGCAUUUGCUUUCCAUGGAGGUGGAUGCCUCCACUCCUCCACGAGAAAUACAAACAACCCGCAACAACGGAACGCUCCCCAAGAAGACGAUGAAGCUGUAGAAUCCAUUGGGGAAUAUAUGCACUGGAUAGAUGAGGCUGAAGCAUACCUCGAGGAACUACACGUUGAGGCUUUCAUUGAACGUGAUGGUUCACACAUUUCAUUAGAGCUAAUGGCGAGUCUGAAUAACUAUGGGAGUAUAUAUUUGUUUGCAUCUGAGAAGAGCGUUCUAGUAAGCGAGGCCGUUCUUGCGGAGAAAGCUUAG